Messenger RNA from Acanthisitta chloris (rifleman), 4018 nucleotides. It is a transcript of the gene SPHKAP, whose product is annotated as SPHK1 interactor, AKAP domain containing. Gene Ontology annotation, cellular component: cytoplasm. The record is from RefSeq and is a predicted model, not a curated record. The transcript is spliced from 2 exons. The annotation marks the transcript as partial. Lineage: Eukaryota; Metazoa; Chordata; Aves; Passeriformes; Acanthisittidae. Gene Ontology annotation, molecular function: protein kinase A binding.
GCCAUGAAAAAUUAAGCAUUUCAGAAACAUCUUCAGAUGUCAAAAAAAAUAAAGGAAAGAGAUUGGAAAACAUUCACUACAGGAAAGCCAGGUUGCCAUUCAUUCCUGAAGGGAGCUGCAUUAGUAAAGAUAAUGCAGCUACUCCGGUCUCUGAAGCUGUGAACAUUGUGGCUGAAGAUGACAUCUUACCACCUGAAGAUAAACCAGACCAGGAAAUACCGUGGCAGAAGGAAUUAGCUGAAGAAGCUACUUCAUCAUUUAGUACUCCUAAUUUGACUAGUGAGGUUGACAAAUCCUGCUCAGCACUUGUGUUAGAAGAUGUAUCUUUAACCAAAAUGGCUAAAGAAGAGCUGGAACCUCUGUGUGAACCAACAAUGCAAGACAACAGUAAGACAGCCAGGGAGGACUGCACAGGGGUCAGGAAAACUGACCCUCCCUCACAAAAUGAGGUGACUGCAGGUCAGUAUGCCACAAAUUUAGCAGAAUCUGUUCUUCAGGAUGCAUUCAUUAGACUGUCACAGUCUCGGCCCAGUUUCAGUGAGGAGGCUGCAGUCAGCAUCUCAGUAGGAAGCUCCUGUAAGUCAGAAGAUGUAUCUGCUGCCCGAUCGUGGAAUGAACUUCCAAAGAUUGUCAUAGUGCAAAGUCCAGACAGUUCUGACAACAUACCUGACUGGCCAGGGUCUGCCUUCCCCAGCCUGUGCCACUGGGCUGAGUCACAGGGCUCUGCUGAAGUUUCAGAUUACUUUGAGGAAGAACAUUCAAAUGGACAUGACCAGAGUGCAUUGGAAGUGGCUCUGGCUUGUGCAGCCACUGUCAUUGGAACCAUUUCCAGUCCUCAGGCUGCAGAGAAAUUCAGACGGGACCAAGACGUCUCAGACUCUAGAAACGGAGUGGUUGUUAAUGAAAAGGCACACACAGCAUCUUCACAGCUACUUGAUGACUGUGCUGGCACAGAAUAUUCGUUUCCAUCUGCGCUGUGUGGCAUGACUCAAGUAGCAAGUGCUGUAGCCAUCUGUGGUCUGGGGGAAACGAGGGAGGAGAAGUACCCUGCAGCUUCAAGUGGACUUCUGUCUGCUGCUCAGGCCUCUGCAGCCAUUACUCUGCAUUGUAGCAUAGCUAUAGGAAGCAGCAUGGAGAAGCUAAAUGAGAGCAUUGCAGAGGCACUUCUCAAAGAGGCAUCCAUCAUUUUGACGAAACCCAACACGUACCAGAAUGUAGGACAUUUUAUGGAAUCCAUAAACGGAAAAAUUAUGGAGACAGCAGCAAGGCCACAGAUUCCACAUGCUGAUGAAGUAAUCAGGGAUGAACUUGCACAAAACUUAUCCAAUAUUAUUCUACGACAUUCUAUGGAAGAGGUUAGGAAGAAGACACAGCUACACCCCCGUCCAGAAAAUGGCUCAAGUACACAAGACAUUUUCACAGAGACUGCAAAUGAGUUGCUUUUUAAACUAAUAUAUUUCACAUGCAAGAAGAUGAAUGACAUAAGGCAAGUUGAAGAGUGUUCUCCUCUCUUUUCUGAGGGCACAAAAGCAGAGAAAGUAACAAGAGCAGAAGGAUGGGCAACACCAGCAACAGCAUGUGAAACUUCACACAACCCCCUUGAUCUCUCUGCUGCUAAGCCAUUUGGUACGUCCUACAGCACUAGUACCAGCAAAGACCUUGUAAAUGCCACAAACACUUGGAAAAGUAGUAGGAGUGAUGUAAAUAGCAAUGAAGGUGCCACACUGAACUCAGAACCUAGUGGAUAUACAGGGCGUAACACACUUGAUGGAAAAACAUCUCCCAAGAAGAGAUACCUGAAAAGAACUGCACGAGACUGUUAUAAAUCUCCAAAUGAGAGUAAUAAUCUUAGUCAGAAGAAGGACUACAGAUCAUUUUCAGACAGAGAAAAUACCCUUGCAAACAAUGAGUGCAGGCAUGGUGUUCAAGAACAGCUGUCUUCCAGUGCCACCGUGAAUGCAGAAACCCAAGCCAAGCAUAAGUGUGAUUCUGUGCUAAAUAAUGAUGUUCAACUUUCCUUGUCUUUAUUAGGAAACCAUGUCUUGCUUCCUUCUCAGCCCGUGUUACAGGUGAAAAAUUCAAGGGACAAAUAUUGUAUAACAGAUUUUGCAGAAGAAUUGGCAGAAACAGUUGUCUCUAUGGCAACAGAAAUAGCUGCCAUUUGUCUAGAAAAUUCAAAUGGAAAGCAACCCUGGUUCUGUGCAUGGAAGAGAGGCAAUGAAUAUCUGGUGACCCAGAGUUUAUCAUGCAGAACCAUGAAAAGGAAAAAGGAAAGCCAUGGUAACGGUUCAGUGGUUCGGAAGCACAGGGCACCUAGACUCAGUGAGAUCAAAAGGAAAACAGAUGAGCAUCCUGAGCUAAAGGAAAGAUUGAUGAAUCGGGUAGUAGAUGAAUCCAUAAACCUUGAGGACACACCAGAUUCAGUCAAUAUCUUUGCAAAUGAAGUGGCUGCCAAGAUCAUGAACCUCACUGAACUCUCCAUGGUUGAUAGUAUCUGGCAAGGUCCAAACCACCCCAGGAACAGACUGCACUGUGAAAGAUGGAGCCGAGCCAAGGCCUCAAGCUGUGAGAGCAUACCAGAGGAGGACUCAGAUUCCAAAGCCUCUUUCAAUACCCUAGGCCUAACGAGCAGCUUUGGUCAGUCUUUAAGCCAGACAAGUUCUGUCUCAAAGCAGUCUAGUUGUGAAAGCAUUACAGAUGAAUUUUCAAGAUUUAUGGUGAACCAGAUGGAAAAUGAAGGAAGAGGCUUUGAUUUAUUACUGGACUACUAUGCAGGAAAAAAUGCAAACAAUAUCUUAACUUCUGCUUUGCAACAGGUAGCCAAGAAAAAUGGCCAUCUUAACGUGAGGCCAAAUUGCCCAUCCAAACAGUCCAGCACGGAAAGCAUAACAGAAGAGUUUUAUAGGUAUAUGCUAAGAGAAAUCGAAAAGGAAAAUAAAGAGAACUCCUCUUCCCCUCGGAAUUCCAAGGACUGGUGUGACAGUUUGCUGCCACCCUCUCUACGGUCACCUUUCUGCUUUAGGCAAUCAUCAAUGCCUGACAGCAGAUCAUCAGGCUCUAGGCUUACAGUUAACGUCCCAGUGAAGGCAAAUUCCUUAGAUGGAUUUGCCCACCAUCGCCAAGAUUCCUUAAGUGUGCAACAAGUCAGUACCGUGGGCUCUUCAGGUCUUUGCAAGUCUGACUCAUGCCUGUACCAAAGAUGCAAGGCUGACCAGAUCACAGAUAUGUUGAUUCAUGAGACAUGGGCAAGUUCUAUUGAAUCUCUAAUGCGCAAGAACAAAAUCAUAGCAGAUGAGGCAGAGGCUGCAGAGGCAGAGCAGUUUUAUAGUGAUUCCCCACCACACGUGGAACAAUAUGCAAAAAGACUGGCUGCAAAUAUUGUUGAGAGUGGUAAAAGUUUGAUUGUUGUGCAGCAGGAUUCCCUUGAUUAUACAAACCGGGAACAAGUGUUGGAAAGCAAACAUCCCCAAAGCACAACUCAGAUACAGUCAAAACCCAAAAUGGAAGAAGGAAAUUUGGAUGAGAAAAAAGAGCAGGUGAAGAUCCCUGGAAACCUUCCUGCAGGUCAGCACAGGGAAGUGCCUUUAAUUCAGAUAGAAACUGAUCAACGUGAUGAGCCAGAUAAAGACUCAGAGUCCUUAACUUCAUGUGGCCCCUCUGGAAAGGACCAUCCGAGCAAAGAAAAGCCUCCAGAAGCUUUGGAUGGGAAACACACAGUUUCCAGUUCCCCAGUAAAUAGCUUGGCUGACUUUAGUGAGCAGCAUUGCCUGAAGAUUGGUGGCACCAGUUUGUUUGCCUGUAUUGCAAUAUCAAUGUGCUUUCUUUAUCACCCUGCCAGCAACAGUCCCCAGAGCAGAUCGGAUGCUGAAAUCAUAGGAGAGACAAAAACAGCCGAAGAAUUUCCAAACCAUCUCAGCAGCAGUGAAGAAAGCACUGGCAGCUGGUCCCAGCUAGCUAACGACGAGGACAAUCCUGAUGACACAAGUAGCUACUUGCAGCUCAGCGAGCGAUCCCUGAG